Messenger RNA from Leptopilina heterotoma, 1086 nucleotides. It is a transcript of the gene Chmp1, whose product is annotated as charged multivesicular body protein 1b. NCBI's taxonomy places the organism in Eukaryota, Metazoa, Arthropoda, Insecta, Hymenoptera, Figitidae. Gene Ontology annotation, cellular component: multivesicular body; ESCRT III complex. The record is from RefSeq and is a predicted model, not a curated record. Bases 212 to 814 code for a protein of 200 amino acids. The transcript has 4 exons. Gene Ontology annotation, biological process: protein transport; endosome transport via multivesicular body sorting pathway; late endosome to vacuole transport.
UGUCAAAUGUAAAAUAGGUUAGAAUUUUAGAAAAGUGAUUCAUAACAAAUUUCAUAAUUUUUCUCAUUUUUUUUAAUUACAGAGUGUAAAAAAAGUAGUUUUUUAGAUUUAAAAACGCUUUUUUUUCAAAGACUAUUUCAAUUUGUGAGACAAGAGAGUUCGUUUUAUUGUAUUAUUAAAUUUUGACACAACGGGGGCCGAACAAUCAGCAAUGUCCGUCUCACAGAUGGAAAAAAAUCUAUUCAAUCUCAAAUUCGCUGUGAAGGAAUUGGAGAGGAAUUCAAAGAAAUGUGAGAAGGAGGAAAAAUUGGAGAAGGCAAAAAUAAAGAAGGCGAUACAAAAGGGUAAUAUGGAGGGUGCGCGUAUACACGCGGAAAAUGCGAUAAGACAAAAAAAUCAGGCACUAAAUUAUUUACGAAUGAGCGCGCGUGUUGACGCUGUUGCAAGUCGUGUUCAAACUGCAUUGACAACAAGAAAAGUCACGCAAUCAAUGGCAGGCGUUGUUAAGGCAAUGGACGCCGCCAUGAAAUCAAUGAAUUUAGAAAAAAUUUCCGGACUCAUGGAUAAAUUUGAGAGUCAAUUUGAGGAUCUUGAUGUUCAAAGUUCUUAUAUGGAGAAUGCAAUGUCACAAACGACAACGACAAAUGUUCCUCAGAAUGAUGUUGAUUCUUUGAUGCAACAAGUCGCCGAUGAGGCUGGAUUGGAACUAAAUAUGGAACUUCCGUCGGAAAAUUUGAGCACCAUAGGAUCAACGACAACAAUAUCACAAGAACAAGACGAAUUAACUCAACGAUUGGCUCGUCUUCGUGAAUAAUAAAAAAAAAUAAUUUAAGAAUACCAAAAACAAAAAAAAAAUAUAAAUAAAUGCCCAGAUUUACUCUAAGUAUAGUAGAAUAAAAUUUAUUUUUUAGUUAAUAAUAAUAAUAAUUUUAAUCGGAAAACUGAAAGCACUUUUUAUGAUAGGCUAUAAAGCACGCUUCAAAAAAAAAAAAAAGGAUUUAAUUGAAGAAAAAGAAGAUUAUAAAAAAACGACAAUUUUUUUAUUUAUAAAGAGAAAUGUUAUAUUUUUUUUAUAUUAAUAAUAAU